Molecule: messenger RNA, 1506 nt
Organism: Nerophis lumbriciformis (worm pipefish)
Lineage: Eukaryota; Metazoa; Chordata; Actinopteri; Syngnathiformes; Syngnathidae
Source: RefSeq, a predicted model, not a curated record
AUGAUGACAUCUGUGCAAGUCCCAGGAAUACUGAUGAGCAAUAAGACACUUGCGAUCAUCUUUCUUUUUAUCGUUAAUUCCAUGUCAGGAUUAGCUGUCCCUCAGGUUGACAGACUGUCUGUGAAUAUUCUGGAUGGCGAGGUGAUAGUCCAUUGGCAUCAACCCCAAAACACCACAUCUGACGUCCAGUACAAUCUUCAAAUGAAAAAGCUUGCGGGUGAAUGGGCCAUGGUACUGAGCUGUUCAGAGAUCACAAAGACCUACUGCAAUCUGACUGGACUCUUUCAUGACUAUAGCAGUGGCUAUAAGGUCAGGGUUCAGACGGUAGACAGAAACGACACGUCAGAGUGGACAGUGAAGAAAUUUCUCCCUAAUACAAGUGACCUGCAGCCUCCUUCCUUCACAUUAUAUGCUACCUCACGCACGAUAACAGUCCACGUUCAUCAAAAACCCAUUCUCAGAAAGCUCUUUCCAUUUGGGGUUACAUACAUCCUUCGCCUGGAGGAAAUAGCCAGAAAUGACGAAGCUGAAACAACAGUAGUGCACCUAACAGAUUACUUGGAUCAGGAGUCCAAAAACUUCACCUCGCUCCAUUGGGGGGUGAAGUAUUGUGUCAGUGUCAUGGUGGAGGGAAACGGUGCUUUGUCCAGGAGCAAUUUCUCCCCUAAACAAUGUCUGUUGCUGCCAGAGCGAGAAUGGUUCAUCAUUUCUGUGUCAUCCCUUUCUGCUCUGGGCUUGCUGGCUGUUUCAGCAAUUGCUCUCAUUUGUCACCUGAACCGUCCAGCGAAAACACCUGUUGUAUUGAAAUCCCCUGUGCAUGGCUGGCAUCCACUCACUGUUGGAGACGGGCCAAUUGAAGUGGUCACAGACAAAGGUUGGUUCCUGUUUGGCCACAGAACAGAAGUGAGAAACUCCACAGAAAUCCCUAAAAGCAAUGCUGCUUUUGACAUUUCUGAAGAAAACAACAAGAGGAGAAGCCAGGACAGUGGCGUUAUCGUGGUAUGCAAAGCUAUGGAAAAACAUGAAACAAGUCCUCAGAGGAAACAAGACGAUAGUGGUUGUGGAAGCAUGGUAGAGACCGUGUAUCCCCAGAAUGAUACAGUUGAGUCCAGGAGGGAGGAGAGUGGCGUGGAGAGCACAUCGCUCAAAGAGGUUGACAGUUAUUGCAGACAAAACCCCACAUCGAACAUUCCUCAAGAUGAGGAGUCUAAACAGAUCAUCUCUAGUCCAGUUUUGGCCAAAGUUGUCUCAGGCUACCGGGCGGGACCUCAGUCGUGUAUCUGCUCUGGUGCCACUCAGUGCUCCUGGUGCCUCAAGCGCAUGGUCCCAGAGGCUGAAACCAUCAAAUGGAAUGGAAGCAAAGAGGAUUUUACCAAUGAUAUAAGAAGGACACGAAUACAAACAACUGAGGCUUUCCCUCUGCUGACCUCUUUAACACAUGAGUUGGACCUUCAAAAGAACACUGUGCCAAUCUCACUUUUUGACCUCCAGCUCCAUACUGACUGA